AUGGUCGUCUCCCCUCUUCUACCUGAAAGUAUAUAUACUGUAGAUGUAUCGAAUAACCAAUUCGGUGGUGAAAUUGCAAUACAAACAGGAAAGAGAUUAACUAGUUGUGAGUACAUCAAUCUAUCUGGUAACAAGUUUUCAGGUCCUAGUUUGUCUUCUCUAUGUCUCACAGACCCAGGAGGUUAUGCACGUGUUGGUUUAAUGGAUCUCUCCAGCAAUUUACUUUCGGGGGUUAUUCCUGCUAGUAUAGGGCAAUGCAAGAAUCUUUAUUCUCUAAACCUUGGCAACAACAAUCUCACUGGAAAUAUUUCAAAUGAGCUUGAACUAGCAUCACUGGCGUCUCUGCAGUUAAAUGGCAACAAUCUGGAUGGUACACUUGAUAUCAUCGGUAAACUUCACAAACUUGAAGCUCUAAACUUGGCAGAUAAUAACUUUGGAGGUAGUAUACCAACUGGUCUUGGCUCACUCCAUGACCUUAAGAUCCUUUCUUUGAGGUCAAACAAGUUGAGAGGUUCAAUCCCGCAAGGAAUUGUUCAUUUGCAAGAACUCCAAAUAUUAGACUUACCGAUGAACAAUAUCUCCAGACCGAUACCUAGGGAGAUGAGAAACUUGAAGAGGUUAUUGAGUAGGCCUAAUGAUACACUCUUGGUCAACAUAUACGAUAAUGAUCCUUUGCAAUUACAAAUGGUGAUUAAGGGGAUUAUGUUACAAUUUGAGCAGUUGCAUAGUUAUAGUUCAGGAAUUGAUCUAUCAUGUAACAUUCUUGAUGGAAACAUUCCAGAACAGAUAGGUACUUUGAAAGCACUUGGUGUGCUGAAUUUGUCUCAUAAUUGUAUCUCCGGUAGCAUCCCAACGAGUGUCGGAGAGAUGGUUGGUUUAGAGUCUUUGGAUAUAAGCUCCAAUAGGCUGUCUGGACAUAUUCCACAAUCAUUAACAGGAAUCGACUGGCUACAGUUUCUCAACGUAUCUUACAAUAAGUUGAAUGGCAGGAUUCCGAGAGGGGUUCACUUUGAUACUCUGAGUUUGGGAGGAUUAGCAUUUGUUGGGAAUGAUUUAUUAUGCGGAUAUCCUACAGAGAAAAUUUGCGAGGGUGAUCGCAAUACUAGCACCAGUGAUGCGAAUCUUACAAAUGAAUUUGAUGAAAUCGAUGCAGACGAUGAUACGAAAGAGAAGUUGUUGUUGUACGCAAUUGUUGCCUUGGGUUUCGCAGUUGGAUUUUGGGGCCUGUUCUUUGUUUUACUUCUUAAGAAACAAAACUGGUGGUUUCCAUAUUGGAGAUUGGUUGAUUCUUUUGUUAUUCGAAUAAUUGAUUAA
Papaver somniferum (opium poppy) is the source of this 1314-nucleotide messenger RNA. Its product is annotated as LRR receptor-like serine/threonine-protein kinase RCH1. Lineage: Eukaryota; Viridiplantae; Streptophyta; Magnoliopsida; Ranunculales; Papaveraceae. The coding region runs from base 1 to 1314 and encodes 437 amino acids. The transcript has a single exon. The record is from RefSeq and is a predicted model, not a curated record. Gene Ontology annotation, molecular function: protein binding.